GCGCUAGAAUUUGUUUCAUGCCGAGAAUGCAAAAUGAACUGACAAGAUGCCGUUUUACAAACUUAUACAUAUACCAGUAACAUACAGCGAACCAGAGACUAGUGGUGACGCCAUCUCCCUCCUUUUCCUUCACGCUCACGCGCGAAACUCGCGUCCCCGCUCCUCAUGUCUUCCAUCUCACCAGGGUCCACUACGUUAGACAUCCUGCGGGCUUACAGCUAUCCUCCGCCCCCUUCAAGUUCAUCUCCGGACGCGACAGGACCAACCGAUAGACCCUCAAGAGAUCUUCACUUGUCUCUCCAGGACACAGUUUCUAGAUAUUCCACUAUUUCAUGCAGCCCAACUUCAAUUCUAUUUACUGGGGACAAAGGCUUGUCGAGUGAGACCAACGAAUCGCCCUUUCGAUGGAAUUUAUCCUCCCCCGUGGAAUCUGUAGGUGGUGAGCCACUGCCUGGUGGCGGAAAGGGGCAGGUAUCCGAACCCACAGAACACAUCUGGCAGGGCUGGAGAGUCGUCUUAUUCGGUUCAUGGUUCAACCUUUUAUUGUUGUUGAUUCCUGUUUCUUGGACACUGAGCUUCGUGCUUGAGAGACACCACAAGGUUAUAUUCAUAUUCAGCAUCCUGUCCAUGAUCCCUCUCGUAAAGCUUCACGAUCUUUCAACUCGUGAGCUGGCCCUUCGUAUCGGAGGCACAAAGGCUGGUUUGCUUAAUGCGAGUAUGAGUAAUACUGUCGAGAUGGUUAUUGCAAUCACCGCCCUCAGGAAGUGUGAACUAAGAGUCGUACAAUCUUCGCUAAUCGGUUCGAUUUUGAGCAAGCUACUCCUUGUUCUAGGAAUGUGCUUCUUUGCAGGCGGGCUUCGCUUCUCUGAGCAAGGGUUCGGCCAGACUGCUACACAGAUACAUUCAUCACUCCUGAGUAUCAGUGUUGGGGCUCUGCUCCUCCCUGCUGCGUAUCAUUUUGCAAUCAGUGGCGGAAAGGAUUCUGGCUCCUUUGAGCAGAAGGAUGAUAUUCUGAAGAUGAGCUAUGGCGUCUCCAUCAUACUCAUGUUUAUCUAUGUCGCCUAUCUUCUUUUCCAGUUCUGGUCCCACAAGCAUCUCUAUCAAGAUUCCAAACUCAAGAGUAGCAAGCUAUCGGUCAAGAUACCAGUUCAUUCGCGUUAUCUAACCGAAAUGCUAUCUUCAUCCACGACCCUGAACGACAAACCUAGUAUGCAUGAUAUUCGGAGUUUGACUUCUCGACGUGUUUCAGCGCUGCCCAAAUUGCCUUAUAAGAACUCGCCGUUGAAUUCUGCCUCUGAGAUCACGUUGACAGGGAGCAAGGAGCAUCUUCCGGAGACCACUAAGCAAGGGGUUACACAGGAGUCUACCAAUCAGUCGUCCGAGGGAGUGUCACGGCAAACUACGCAAAGCGAGCACGAUCAUGUAGAUGGCAGCACUGUUGCCCCCUUAAAUCCGCCUUGGAGUACAUCACCAACGGCAUCCGCCGUUGAUACCGAUCCUAUCCGAUGUGCUUCACCAGAGCCUAUGACUGCCUCUGAAGGUGCGGAUCUGCACAGGUCGCCGUCAGCAACGAAUAGUUUCAGAGAGCCGCAGCUUAGCUGGAUGGUCACCCUUCUGUUAUUGACAUUGGUUACUAUUACGGUGACUAUCACUGCUGAAGAUCUCGUGGAAUCCAUGGACGGAAUCUCAACGACAAUUAGCAAGCAAUGGGUCGGUCUUGUCUUACUUCCUGCAGUCAGCUCUAUCGCAGAAUGCGUUACUGCAGUCAAUACUUCUGUGAAGGACCAGCUAGAUCUGAGCGUGAGCAUCGCUGUCGGGUCGUCGAUACAAACCACUCUCUUGGUUAUUCCGUUUAUGAUCACUCUUGGAUGGAUCAUGGGCAGGCCACUGGCUUUGCUAUUCGACCCGUUUGAGUCUGUGGUUCUUUACGUUGCAGUGCAAACCAUGAGUAUCGUGGUUGCGGACGGGAAAUCAAAUUGGUUAGAGGGUAUCAUCUUGAUCUGCUUGUACGUUAUCAUAGCCGUUUCCUUCUGGUUCUACCCUGUUUCCUCGAGCCUCCCAAGCGAACUUGCUGUUUGCAUAUAACGAUGAUCGGCCUUUAGAACAUUUUCUAUCUUGCGUCCUGGGGUUGUAUUUACCCUGUAGAGUAGAACGCCCAUUCAUUCACCUACGGGUGUUGUCCUUCGUUUCACUUUCACAUUCUUUACGGAAUCGUCAUUCAUUUACUCCACAUCCUACUUCACACACACUGUACGACAUCUGAACUAUCUUCGACAGUAGAACAUUUAAUUGAUGUACUUUAUUUACUACUUGAAUAUGAUUAUGCGGUUGUCUUACUA
Molecule: messenger RNA, 2339 nt
Organism: Suillus discolor
Lineage: Eukaryota; Fungi; Basidiomycota; Agaricomycetes; Boletales; Suillaceae
Product: Sodium/calcium exchanger protein-domain-containing protein
Exons: 21
Coding region: 166-2085 (639 amino acids)
Biological process (GO): calcium ion transmembrane transport; intracellular calcium ion homeostasis
Cellular component (GO): fungal-type vacuole membrane
Molecular function (GO): calcium:proton antiporter activity
Source: RefSeq, a predicted model, not a curated record